CUUGCUACUUACAAAUGCCCAGCUCUCGUAUAUCACCGCCAGACUCAGCUUGUUGAUUGUGACAGUUUUACUUGCGAUGCAAUAUAGUCCCUUUCACGUAAGCGUUGAUUGUCAGAGCAUUAAUUCCAUCAUCAUGCUUGUGACAAACGUUGCCAUCGGUUGCUCUGCGACAAAUCUGAUGAUCAGAACGUGGAUUAUCUGGAACACCAGUUACCUGAUGCGCCUCUUCCUAGUCCUCACAUCACUAGGUUAUUGGACAAUUCUCACUCUCUUCGUCGUAACUACUCGUGCAUCUACCACAAACGGGUUGUGCAUGAUCCAUUUUACCAACCCUGCAUAUGCUACUGCGGUGGUCAUAUAUACCAUGUUGUAUGAUUUGGCACUUGUGGUCUUUACCGUUAUUGGACUUCUCAAGGUGUCAUCGUCUUCCACGCUAUGGAAGAGGCUCGUGAAACAGGGGGUGAUAUACUUCUUCCUCAAUGUGUUAGUAAACAUGAUCCUACUGAUCCUGAAUCGUUUGAACUUGAGUCCUAUUAUGAAUGCUAUGUUCUCAAUGCCUGCGGUAUGCGUCUGCACGAUUGCAUCUAGCCAAGUGGUCCUCUCGCUCCUCCGUCCUUCGCUUGAUAGUGAAAGUGACAACUCCUCGUCGGCUAAAAUGCCUCCGCUGACGACUAACUUCACCGUUUCGGGGUUCCAGUCCAUGGCUGAAGCCUAAGAGAG
This is a messenger RNA of Suillus discolor, 720 nucleotides long. RefSeq lists its product as uncharacterized. The transcript has 13 exons. Lineage: Eukaryota; Fungi; Basidiomycota; Agaricomycetes; Boletales; Suillaceae. The record is from RefSeq and is a predicted model, not a curated record. The coding region runs from base 77 to 715 and encodes 212 amino acids.